Molecule: messenger RNA, 3045 nt
Organism: Lottia gigantea (owl limpet)
Lineage: Eukaryota; Metazoa; Mollusca; Gastropoda; Lottiidae
Exons: 23
Coding region: 1-3045 (1014 amino acids)
Source: RefSeq, a predicted model, not a curated record
AUGUGUUCAAUAACGUUUCAUAUUCUGCUCAUCCUGGCUUGGAGUUCCAUAUCGACAGUGUUUACAAUGUGCCCAGAUCAAAUAGAGGGAUUAAUAAGAUGGUCAGAUCCAACAACGUGGCCUAACAAUAUGAAACCAGGACACAAUUCUGAAGUAUAUAUUGAUUCUGCUAUACUAAUGGACGAGAGUCCUCCGAAAUUACACAGUAUCGUCAUACAACCAGGAGGUCGGCUGGUCUGGAGCUGUGAAGAUGAUUAUACUAUGUAUGUAGAUUUUAUACUUAUACAUGGUAGAAUGGAUAUAGGGUCUGAAGACUGUAAAUAUACCAGGAAGGCUAAGAUUAUUUUGACAGGUAUACGAGGAGAUUAUGAACCAAUAUUUGUUGGGGAACAUGAUUUUGGUGAGAAGUUUAUUGGUGUAGCUCCUGGUGGAACUCUUGAACUUCAUGGUGAUCAGAAACUUUCUUGGACUAAACUGGUCCGAACUAUUCCUAAAUUAGAUUAUCAUAAUGGGUUGAUAUACAGCCACAUGAAUUCGGAUGUAGCUAAAGAGGACAGCUGCAAGCCAGGAUUGUUAGUGUAUAUAUUAGAUGAGCAUACCGGACAUCCUGAGUUUGGUAAAUAUUAUCAUUUAGGUGGAUCAGAUAUAUACCAAUCUACAGAGCAUUUACCAGAGCUUCUAGAUGUUUUAUAUAAUUUAGAAGAUGGUAAAAUAUUGACACUGGCUGUCAAUAAAAAUGCUGUAGAUUUGUCAAUAGCUCUUGUACCACUGUAUGAUGCUCUGGAAUAUGUUAUGUAUGGAAUGGUAAACGGUCUAUCGCAGAUCAGACAACUUGGUUCAUAUGAUGCUUAUACACUAGUCGCACAGAAAGGAGCAGUAAUGUUUAAUGAAGAUGUUUCACCUAAUCAUGGAACCUAUACUCAAUAUGCUCGAUCUGACCUCACCUUCUAUCACUAUGGUAUGAAGAUUAUCAUGGAAAGUUUUAUUGACAAUCAAGACGAGAGAAAGAGUAAAGUUGAUCUUCGAGUAGCAACUCUGUAUGGUGCAUACCCUGUACUAGAUCUUUUGGACGAUGUUUCAUCUUGGAAUGUUGGUGAUAAAAUAGUAUUAACAUCAACUGAUUUUGACUGGCAACAAACAGAAGAAGCUAUUAUUGUAGAAUGUCCACAUUGUCUUCAUAAUCAAAUCACGGUUGAAAUGGAUAGUAAAUUCAUGCACUGGGGGGAGAUAGUAGACAGAGUAGAUGAGAGAGGAGAGGUGGCUUUAUUAACUAGAAAUAUUGUUAUAGAGGGACAGAUACAGAAUCACUGUCCUCCUGAAAAUAACAACUGUGACAAGUUUAAUUAUGAUACGUUUGGUGGACAUAUCAAGUUUGUAAGAGGGUUUAGAGAUGUACAUGUAGAAGGUGUAGAAUUGUAUCAUAUGGGACAGCAAACUGGAUUAGGAACCUAUCCACUACAUUUCCACAUGGCCUAUGAAACAGGUGAUAGAGAACACCCACCAUAUCUCAAAGACAAUAGUGUACAUAAAUCAUACGCUAGAUGUUAUACUAUACAUGGUACACAUGGCAUCACGCUGAAAAGAAAUGUAGGAUAUGAUUCAUUGGGUCAUUGUUAUUUUCUGGAAGAUGGGGGUGAGAUGAGAACGGUGUUAGAUGGUAAUAUUGGAUUCUCAACUAGGAAAGCUGGACUCAUUCCUUCAGAUAGUAAACCCUCAACGUUUUGGAUCACAAAUCCUCUAACAUAUUUACGGAAUAAUGUAGCUGCAGGAUCAGAGUAUGUAGGUAUAUGGCAUAUCUUCCCUGACGAACCAGUUGGUUUAACAGUCGGUCUCCCCGGGUUCAUGGAGCGAUACGAGGCCAAACAUACAGCCUAUAAUGAAUGGAGAAAUAAUGUGGCUCAUUCAAAUCCUUUUGCCGGUUUGUACAUUGAUGAGAUAGUGAAUCCCGAUGAUACAGUUGGUGGUGAGAAUGGUUACUCACCACGAGAAGAUCCUUUUGAUCCGAGCUCUCGUACUGUUACUGUCGAUAUCAUAAAGCCAACAUUAUAUAAGAAUAGAUAUCAGAAUGCGUGGAUAAGAGGAGGUGGUUUUAAUGUCGUUCAGGGAUCGUUUGCAGAUAGUGCCAAUGGUAUCACAUUUGCUAGGUCUACAGAUCAAGUACAGUAUAUACGUGAUUCUGUCAUUAUUGGUGAAACAAGGAAUAUAGGAGAACCCACUAGCUACUGGGAGGAGGAUCAAGUUGUUACCUUACAUAGAGCCUUCCCCAUGCCUGAACAUGUGGGUCAGACAAUUCGAGGUAUCAGAUUUUACGACAGUUCAGUGUAUGUUUAUGAUGUCUGGUUUUCGGAAUUCCAAUCAGAUGAUUAUAGAGAUGCUGGAGCUAUCAGUUUUAUGAAUGAUAAACCUAUCAACUAUUCUACAUACAGUACGGUGGACAAUAUCCAGUUUGCCUUCGCUGACGGUGAAUCCAGUGGUAACAGGAUAUUCGAUUCCAGAUGGACUGGAAAGGAACAUGGUGCCGAUAUCUCAUUCCAUGAUAUCGACGGUAGUGUAUCAGGAAUCAGUGGUGCUGAAAUCUUCAGAAUAGGUGCUUCCAAUCUUAACCAUUUGUGUCAUUGGCGGGAAAACUGGAAUGUGGCCGUCUGUCCACCUGAUGAGAAGUCUCGGCCAGGUUCUCUAUCAGCUACCUCUUUCUGGCCACCAGCGGUAACUACCUUCUCUUUCUUAUCUUUAUAUGAUAAUGCCGGAAUUUGCGAUUUUACAAACAGAUUAGACAAAGAAAAUAGUAAUCCAUAUUGUACAAUGUGCAAUACCCAUACAAUUUUUGCUGUUUUGGUAUGGGGAGCUGGACUAACUAUAUCUGAAUAUAGAUUAAGCACCGACGGUGGUUUCAGUGAAUGGACAGCAUGGGGAAGUUGUUACGAGGACAAAGAUCUCGGUUUUGUGCAGUGGAGAUAUCGAGCCUGUACCGAACCCAUACCGGAAUAUUACGGUGUAUGGUGUUAUGGACCUACUAGUGAAAGUCGAUCUUGUGUGGCCUAUUGA